GACGAGGUAGUAUUCUCAAAGCGCGGGAAAAGUCACAUGGACAGUAUCUUGGGAGCUGAUCAGACUGCUCAAACUCGGUACAGACUAAAUCUUUGAAGCGAAAUACUUCUUGCCAACAAGAAGAUAUUACAAUUAUGGCGGAAAGCUCAUCAAGUGCUGGGAUUCCAAGUAGUCCUCCGAGAGGCAGUGAUCGUAAUGCCCCAGAAAGCCCAAGAACCGAAGGUCUAGUGACAUCCAGUCCUACAAGAGCAGAUCUUGCACCUUUUGAAGAUGAGACUGACAUCAUUUUAGGCAAUGAUGUGCAAGUAGAAGAUGAGGGUGAAGAUGGUGAAGAGUUGUUUGGAGAUGCUAUGGAAAGAGAUUACCGUGCAAUUCCAGAGCUUGAUGUUUAUGAGGUAGAUCGAGAUGUUGAGGAAGAAGAUUUGGAAGAGUUAAGUCCUGGUGCAAGGGCAGAAGCUGAAAGGGCUAUGAGAAAACGUGACAGAGAUGAAGGAAUGGUGUCUGGAAGAAUGAGAAGAGGCCUUCUUUAUGAUGAUGAUGAAGAUGAUGACUUGGAACCUUCAGCAGCAAGGAAAAAAAGAUUGGCAGAAAGAGCAGCAGAAAGAGAUUAUGGUGAUGACGACGAGAUGAUCGAGAGUAUUGAAAACCUGGAGGAUAUGAAAGGUCAUUCUGUAAGAGAGUGGGUGUCCUUGGCUGCACCAAGACUAGAGAUAAAAAACAGAUUUAAACAGUUUCUUAAGACUUUUGUUGAUGAACAAGGGAAAAGUGUUUACAGGGAGAAAAUACAGCAAAUGUGUCAAGCAAACAAACAGAGCUUGGUUAUUGACUACAAUAUUCUUGCAAAUGAACAUCAAGUCCUUGCUUUCUUCCUGCCUGAGGCACCUGCGGAAAUGCUCAAAAUUUUUGAUGAGGCUGCUAAGGAAGUUGUAUUAUCAAUGUUUUCAAUGUAUGAUCGAAUAGCAAAAGAAAUCCAUGUACGCAUCUCAGAAUUACCACUGAUGGAAGAGCUCAGAUCCCUCAGGCAGCUUCAUCUGAACCAGCUCAUCAGAACAAAUGGUGUCGUUGUAAGCAGUACCGGAAUUCUUCCACAGCUCAGUAUGGUCAAGUAUGAUUGCUCAAAAUGCAACUUCAUUCUCGGGCCUUUCUUCCAAGGACAAAAUAUAGAAGUGAAGCCAGGUUCAUGCCCUGAAUGCCAGUCACGUGGCCCAUUUGAAAUCAACAUGGAGGAGACGGUAUACCAGAAUUAUCAAAAGAUAAAAAUCCAGGAAAGCCCAAGCAAAGUUGCUGCAGGUCGACUUCCCAGAGCUAAAGAUGUCAUCAUGUUGUCAGAUCUGGUUGAUUCGUGUAAACCAGGAGACGAAAUCGAAGUGACAGGUAUAUACAGAAACAAUUACGACGGCUCUUUAAACACAUCAAAUGGUUUUCCAGUUUUUGCCACUGUGAUCGAAUCGAAUUAUAUUACAAAACAAGAUGACAAAAUGGCUGUCUCAAAUUUAACUGACGAAGAUGUACGGGAUAUAAUGAAGCUUUCAAAAGACGAAAAUGUCAGUGAAAGGAUUGUUGCAAGCAUGGCACCGUCUAUAUAUGGUCACGAUGACAUUAAAAGAGCACUUGCUUUGUGCUUAUUUGGAGGCGUUGCAAAGGAUCCAGGCGGAAAACACAAAUUAAGAGGGGACAUUAACGUACUUGCUUGUGGAGACCCUGGAACUGCGAAGUCCCAAUUUCUCAAGUACAUCGAAAAGACUGCGCAGCGACCGGUGUUUACAACGGGACAAGGCGCAAGUGCCGUAGGGUUAACAGCUUACGUUCAAAGACACCCUGUAACGAGAGAAUGGACAUUGGAAGCCGGUGCUUUGGUGCUUGCUGAUCGGGGGGUUUGCUUAAUCGAUGAAUUCGACAAGAUGAAUGACGCAGACAGGACCAGUAUCCACGAAGCCAUGGAACAGCAAAGCAUCUCUAUUUCCAAAGCUGGUAUCGUUACAUCUCUUCAGGCACGUUGUAGCAUCAUUGCAGCUGCUAACCCAAUUGGUGGCAGAUAUGAUCCAUCUCUCACAUUUGCAGAAAAUGUCGACCUUUCAGAACCCAUUCUUUCAAGAUUCGACAUCCUCUGUGUCGUUAGGGACACAAUAGAUUCUGUUCAGGAUGAAAUGCUGGCGAGAUUCGUUGUAAACAGCCAUGUGAAGCACCAUCCGAACCGUGAUGAAGAAGCUACAGAUGAAGAUGAAAUAAUAACCUCUACCUUGCCUUCUUCAGUCGAGCUUAUUCCCCAAGAUCUCCUCAAAAAGUACAUUAUCUAUGCAAGAGACAAGAUUCACCCAAAACUUCAUCACAUGGACCAAGAAAAGGUUGCUAGCAUGUUUGCUGAUCUUCGCAGAGAAUCCAUGAUUACAGGCAGUAUACCAAUUACAGUCAGGCACAUUGAGUCAAUGAUCAGGAUGGCAGAAGCUCAUGCCAAGAUGCAUUUAAGAGAGUAUGUCAGAGAGGAUGACGUCAACAUGGCAAUACGAGUUAUGCUUGAGAGCUUCAUUGAUACCCAGAAGUAUUCGGUCAUGAGGAACAUGAGAAAGUCCUUCUCACAGUAUCUGGCAUUCAGAAGGGACAACAAUGAGUUACUACUCUUCAUCUUGAAACAGCUGGUCCGUGAUCAGAUCAUGUUUUACAGAAGCAGAUACAGAAGCGAACCGGAAAUUAUUGAGAUUCAGGAAGAAGAAUUUUCUGAUCGGGCCCGACAAAUCAACAUACAUAGCCUGUCAACAUUUUACGAAAGCGAGUUGUUUCAAAAUAACAGAUUUGUUUAUGACAAGAAAAGGAAAGCAAUCGUACAAACCAUGUAAAGACAAAGUUGCUCGUGGAGUUUUUACAAGAUCAAAAGGAGACCAAUGAUUUGCCAUAUAAGGAUAUGAAGAUACUGUGUCAUGUGCCUCUGGGAUGUAUAUUAUAAACCUUAGAUGCAAGAUAUCUGACUAAGUAUGUUGGCACCCGAGGCCUGACAACUAUUGUAAAUAACUGGAUGACUUUUGUUGUUUUGUCAUCAGGAUGUAUGGACGGAAUGGAGAAUAAAGCAUUUUGUAUUAUUUGUAGAUCGAAAAGAGAGGCGA
Molecule: messenger RNA, 3098 nt
Organism: Rhopilema esculentum
Lineage: Eukaryota; Metazoa; Cnidaria; Scyphozoa; Rhizostomeae; Rhizostomatidae
Product: DNA replication licensing factor mcm2
Biological process (GO): mitotic DNA replication initiation; double-strand break repair via break-induced replication; DNA replication
Cellular component (GO): nucleus; MCM complex
Molecular function (GO): ATP binding; 3'-5' DNA helicase activity; single-stranded DNA helicase activity
Source: RefSeq, a predicted model, not a curated record